UUAUAACCUUUUAAAUGGAAUAACAAAAGUAUAAGAAUGGCAAAGAAAAAGAAUAACUAUGUGACAUUUUCAACAACUUUUCAUAAAAGGAUUCUUGGUUUGAAAAAAAACAAAACACCUUUGCGGCUUAGCUUUGUUGAACAUUUUUCGUGUAGAUUAUAUAAAAGAACGACCACACCGCUCUGAAAGAAGAAUCGGCUCUGCAGCUCUCGAUUGCCAAUCGGCUGAUUCUAACCACAAAAUCUAAUUGGAAUAUUGAUAAAGACUUGAGUAAUAUCACCAAACUGCACUUCUGGUUAUAUUCUUAUUUAUAUUCUUUUUUUUUAGUUCUGUUUGUCAAUUGCUCUUCUAUAAAUAUUGAGUGGGGGUCUUUACACUUCCCUUUGGUUCCUAACUGAAGCGCUCAACCUACUUGAGGAAGAAAGCGCGGCACGCAGCUCCCGACGUGCUCGGGUGACACGUUUCCUUAAACACGUGUUUUUCGUUUCACCUUCCACCUGGGAAGCCGCUACUCACGCUUGCUAAAGGAGGAGUUACUCCGAAGUUUCCCCGUCUGCGGCCUCCCUCUUUCUUCCCGCCCGUAGAGCGGCUGCCGGGGCCGAGCGGGAACGGUUCGUCCUCCGCCUCUGGCGCUAAAGAGUCCCCGCCCCAGACCAUAAAAGGGGCCGAAGGGAGCGAGCGAGCGUGAGCCAUGGCGGCCACCCGGCUACCCCCGACGGCCUUAAGCCUGAAGCAGUUCCUGAGGAGACAGCAAGUUCUUCAGUUAUACAGAAAAAUCCUCAAGACCAUUCGUCAGAUCCCCAAUGAAGCAGAUCGUUGCUACAUGAGAGACUGGGCGAGGGAAGAUUUCAAAAGGAAUAAAGAGGCUACAGAUGAGGAGACAAUUAAGAUGAUGAUCACUCACGGCAACCUACAGCUUCAGGAGCUUGAGAGAACAUUAAAAUUGGCGAAAUCCUAGACUUAAUUCUGCUUACAUGUCAAAGAAAUUUUUUCUUGCAACUAACUGCAAAGACAUUAAGUGGGAGGAGCCCUGCUGAUAAUCCGAAGAUGCCCUGUGUAAACUUCUCAAAAGUUUAAUGGAAGACCUGUUGAAUAUUCUGUCAUGGUAUAAAUGCCAUAAUGCCUGAAGGUGCAAUGAAUAAAAAGACAAGCAAUAACAGCAGCAUCUGGACAAUUCAUGUGAAAAGUGCAGAAGUAGAGAAAGGGAAUUUGAUAUCUUAGAUUUAUGAAUUACACUUGUAAAUACAAGAAUACCAUCACUCAUUGGAACUAUUUAUCUUUACAUGCAUUAUGUUUACCUAGAGAGUUCCACAAAGUAAAGAACUGAAUGUUUAGCAGUGCUGCACAAAGCUUUGAAGAGAUGAUUUAAUGAAGUAGAAAUAUGCCUUUGAACUGAAUCAUUGAAUUUAAUCUCCAAGGUAAUAAAGCUACUCAGAGUGGCUUCAGUUCAGAUUUGAAGGGUGUUCUAUGGACUUCUGAUACUUUCUGGCUUCGGUGUUGUAUUUUUCUUCUUCUAAAACAACUGUUGAAGAAGAAUGGACUGUUUUCUUAUAGUGACAUGAGAGUUGACCAGUGUUUAUUAUAUAUAUAAUAUAUACAUAUAUAUUUGUACAUAUAAUAUAUACAAACAUAUAUUAUAUUUAUAUAUAUGUUUAUUUGCAACCAUAGGUUUUAGCAAAAUAGUUAGCCAGUCAAUUUUAUCUCUUUAGAACUAUGCCUAUAGUUCAUGUACUUGGGUGAACAAGUACGGAGUGGAUCCAAUGUUGUUGUUAUAUAUCUCUGGCUCUUCUGUUAGAAUUUGUUUAGGCAAGUUUAUUUGUAAAAAGAAAAAUAAAGAGAUUCAGUUUUGCUACUCUUUUUUAAAAUCUUACUCUAUUCUCCAAAUCCUUAAUAAUACCUAUAGUGUACUGUCUAGCUGCAGAUGUUUAGUCUGAACCAGUAUGCUU
Molecule: messenger RNA, 1946 nt
Organism: Thamnophis sirtalis
Lineage: Eukaryota; Metazoa; Chordata; Lepidosauria; Squamata; Natricidae
Gene: LYRM2
Product: LYR motif containing 2
Cellular component (GO): mitochondrion
Source: RefSeq, a predicted model, not a curated record